CGCGCUCAGCACCUUUGGUUUCAUUCCUUGUCUGGAGAUUCGAGGGGAGGGACGCUGGUGGUUCUUGCACCGCUUCUUUUGGAAUUCUUCUUCUGUGUGGAUUUGUGUUUGUCUGUGUUGGAAUUAUGUUGUCUGAUUCAAUACAGACGCGCUAUAAAGGUCAUCAGUGAGUCCGGUUGUCUGCCUCCUGGUCUGCAGCUGCUGCCUUUGAAGUAGGUGUGAAUGCUUCAUCUCUCUGGAGAUACCCACCACCUCCCUGACUAGUCUGCCACCUCACUAUCAGGACCAGGCAACCAGCCAGAAUGGGCAACCAGCUAACAGAGAUCGCCCCCAACACUCCUUUCCUCCCCAACUUCCAGUCUCUGCAUGUGGUCGUCAUCGGCCUGGACUCUGCAGGAAAGACCUCCCUGCUGUACAGACUAAAGCUCCGGGAGUUUGUGGAGACCAUCCCCACAAAGGGCUUCAACACUGAAAAGAUUAAAGUAGCAGUUGGAAGCUCGCGGGCCACCACCACCUUCCAGGUGUGGGACGUUGGCGGUCAGGAGAAGCUGCGGCCCCUGUGGAAGUCAUACACACGUCGCACUGAUGGCCUGGUGUUUGUUGUGGAUGCUGCAGAGGCUGAGCGCAUGGAGGAGGCCAAGGUGGAGCUCCACCGCAUCAGUCGCUCGGCAGAGAACCAGGGAGUACCAAUUCUGGUGCUUGCCAACAAGCAGGACUUGGACUCUGCAGUCUCUGCUGUGGAGGUGGAGAAGGCCUUGGCUCUCCACGAGCUUAGCAACUCCACACUGCACCACACCCAGGGAUGCAGCGCGCUGAAUGGCCAGGGGCUCCAACCCGGCCUGGAGAAACUAUAUGAAAUGAUCCUAAAGAGGAAGAAGCUGCUCAGACACAGUAAGAAGAAGAGAUGAGCUGUGCGUCUGAGCUUCCGAAAGGCGCUUCGCCCGCAGAAUGGACCUCGUUGGUGUUCCUGGGAAUUUUAUGGGAAUUUUGUGCCCCGAUGGCUCUGCUUCUGGUUUCCCAGUGACGGUCGGUCCAGAGGACUGAGAAAUGGACCUGUUAUACUAUACGUUGGACACAGCACGGACUACGUUCAGCCCUUUACAGUGGCUCUUUUGUUCUAUAAACAUUGCCCUCUCCUUUUUUUUUUUAUCAAGUUGUGGUGCCGACACGGUCUAGUCCAAAUAUCCAGUGAUGUAUGGUAGUUCUAAUUUAGUUUACCUUGUAGUAGUUCUAAUUUAGUUUACCUUGUAGUUCACUUUGUUUCACAGAGGUGGUUCACCGUUGGAAAAGACAACGCUUUUGUAGAUCAAAAGAGGGACAGUGUUUCAUCCCACUGUUCGGAUGGCAUUUGAACUGAAAUGCCUGCUGGCACGAGGCCUGAGGCUGCUAACCAUGAUGCAAGUUUUCACCACAGUUUUGCUUGUCAUGAUGGACUUAAAUGUGUGAAGUUGUUACAACCAAUAUGUUUUUACAUUCUGUACAUAUUUUUUUGUAAUACUUACAAGUGAAUAAAUUAUUGAAGACACUA
This is a messenger RNA of Oncorhynchus nerka (sockeye salmon), 1528 nucleotides long. RefSeq names its product ADP-ribosylation factor-like protein 4D. The record is from RefSeq and is a predicted model, not a curated record. Gene Ontology annotation, biological process: intracellular protein transport; vesicle-mediated transport. The transcript is spliced from 2 exons. Gene Ontology annotation, cellular component: cytoplasm; plasma membrane. Gene Ontology annotation, molecular function: GTPase activity; GTP binding. Lineage: Eukaryota; Metazoa; Chordata; Actinopteri; Salmoniformes; Salmonidae. The coding region runs from base 303 to 908 and encodes 201 amino acids.